Capronia coronata CBS 617.96 is the source of this 966-nucleotide messenger RNA. RefSeq lists its product as uncharacterized. The record is from RefSeq and is a predicted model, not a curated record. The transcript is spliced from 2 exons. The coding region runs from base 1 to 966 and encodes 321 amino acids. Lineage: Eukaryota; Fungi; Ascomycota; Eurotiomycetes; Chaetothyriales; Herpotrichiellaceae.
AUGUUGUCGUUGUUGGGUCGCGGUGAUAUUCGCCAUAAUUUGCUGCUGGUAGUGUGUCUAGCAACCUCCUACCUAGCCCAGGAUGUCUCUUCGCAACUGGUUGGAUGUGAUGUUCUCGGAUGUCAGAAUGGCUGCCAUUUGGGGAAUGUCACCACCUCGUUUAUCGGCACCACGUUCUUCAACACCACUGUAUCGCCGGAUGCGCCUCUUACAUGGACCGUGGGAGCAUCGACCCAGGAGAGCUCCAGCAAUUCGACAGAGCUGGAGUUCGUCAAGAACUUCUACCUUGGGUAUCCAUCCUCGGCGAAAAUUGCCAGCACAUCGGAAAUUGUGGGUUGUGCAUUGUUCUUUGAAGGCAUCGCAAAGAGCAUUACACUCAACGGCACUCUUGAAUACGGCCCCGUCACUUGCGGCCAGACACUUGGGGAUGAUUGUGUCAAUGAUCUUGUGUCGCAAGCCCAGCGACAGGUCAAGAGUCUUAGCGACCCCAGCGACAGCAACACCGCUUCCGUCUGCUUCACUUUACAGGCCAGACUGGAGGCACAACCGCCGGCCUCGUGUCGGUCUACGGCCACAGUGACCUGGGGGAAUGUUGUCGCAAAAGAGAUCUCUGGUGCCGGUGUGAGACUUGAUCCGAUCAAGCAAACAAGCUGUCAUCCCUCCACUGGCGGCUCUGAUUAUGAUAUUGCUCUCGUUGAAGUGCAGACGGUUACAUCAGAGGAUGUGUCGAGUGACAACGCGCCAUUCGCCUUCAGCAUGACGCCUGUGCUGACCGUCUUUUUCAAUUCAUCCGGAGCAAAUCCGGGAUCCUCGGCCUUACCCGAAGCACAUCUUUCCUGCCUCAAGGUCGUCCAGGAUUCCUCCCUAACCCAGUCCACUACGAAUACCGCCGCAUCGUCGGUACCACGUUUGCCUUGUCUCAUGGCGAUGUCAGUACUUGCAAUGAGUGCUGUUGCAUUCGUCUGA